Messenger RNA from Neopsephotus bourkii (Bourke's parrot), 2355 nucleotides. It is a transcript of the gene RMDN2, whose product is annotated as regulator of microtubule dynamics 2. NCBI's taxonomy places the organism in Eukaryota, Metazoa, Chordata, Aves, Psittaciformes, Psittacidae. The transcript has 9 exons. Gene Ontology annotation, molecular function: microtubule binding. The coding region runs from base 509 to 1708 and encodes 399 amino acids. Gene Ontology annotation, cellular component: mitotic spindle pole; spindle microtubule; cytoplasm. The record is from RefSeq and is a predicted model, not a curated record.
CGGCGCUGCCGCCGACCGCGACCCGCGUAGGGGCGGGCUGUGGGGCGGGCGGUCCCCUCGGGGAGGUGACCCUUCGGCGCUGUGGGGCUGGGGCGGCGGCGGGACACCCCUCGGAAGGGCGGUGAGGGCCCUGGCAGCCCUACGGCCUGGCAGCUGGGCUUCCGCCGCUGUGCAGCUGCGGGAAAUCCGGUCCUAAGAGUUUCUGAUGUUAAAACGACAAAACCCCGAGAUGCGGGAAGGUUCAAAGUGAAGGCUGCGGUCCUCCGCACGUGCCGGUGCAGGAGAGUCUGCCCCUCGCUCCCCCGAACUCCCUAAACCCGUAACCGAGCCCGGUUUGCUGUGGCAGCACAUUGCACCUUCUACUGCGGAAUCUGCUGGAGUUGUAGUGUAACUUUGUGUCUGCAGUGCGCGCCAGUUGCGCCGGCCUUACACUCUGGGGAUGGGUAGAGUAGGAAAAACAUCUUUAACUCCGACUGUUGUUGUCUCACAAUUUUAGGAGAGUGCAGAAAUGUCUCGCUUCGAAAAUAAAGGACUAAUACUGGGCAUAAUGGCAGGGACUGCUGGCAUAAGCCUGAUGGUGAUUUGGUACCGUAAGAUCCGAAAACCCGCUGCAACUGUGCGUAUACCUGCGCUCCUAAAUGCAAGUAACAGGCUUAGUUCUGUGGGCUUGCAAAAUGAAGCUCUGAAUGAGCAAGGAGCAGUAAUGGUUUUAUAUGGAAGGCAACUGCAGAUACUAGAAAAAUUGAAUGACUUGCUAGUGAGUGUGGACGAACUGAAGAGAGAGGUAAAAUUUCUGAAAGAAGCUAUUCCAAAGCUUGAAGAGCUUGUUCGUAAGGAGCUUCAAGGGAAGGGAGAUGUUCAGAGAGUAAGCCCAUCACACAGAGCGACAAAGCGGAGAAAAGCUGAGACAGCUUCUGGUGCAGCAGAAACUACCAGCUCUGAGGAGGCGGAAAGUGAAGGAGGUUAUCUUACAGCUCAUACUGAUACUGAAGGAGACUCUGAGGAAGAAAAGGGAUGUAAGAAAUCACCUGAUGCCACUGCGAAAUCAGAAGACGAAGAGUUGUUUAAUUUUUUACAGCAGGUGGACAAUUUGCACAAGGGUUCAGAGAAUGAGAAAAAGGAGGGCUUCAGACUGCUGCUUGAAAAAGAUGACAAGUAUGAAAACUGUGUGGACUUUCUUUGGAGACUUGCACGUGCUUAUGGAGAUCUGUUUGAGAUGACUACUGAUGCUAAUGAGAAGAGGAAAUAUGUUGCUGAUGGAAAGAUUAAAGCUGAAAAGGCUGUUCAGCUGGAUGACAGGAGUGCUGAGAGUCACCAGUGGUUUGCAAUUAUGUGUGGCUAUAUGUCUCAGUUUGAAAGUGUACAAAACAAAAUCAGGAAUGGUUAUCUCUUUAAGGAACAUCUAGACAAAGCAAUUGAACUUAAGCCUCAAGAUCCUUUUUUAUAUUACCUAAAUGGAAGAUGGUGCUAUUCAGUAGCUCAGUUGUCUUGGAUUGAAAAGAAAGUAGCUGCUGCUCUCUUUGGGACUCCACCAACAUCAACAGUAGAAGAAGCAUUGCAGAAUUUCCUUAAGUGCUAUAAAGAUCUUGGCCAGAAAAACACUGCACUGAAGUACUGUGAUUCUGCACUGUCAAUUCUUUCAGUUACUAAUGAGGAUAAAGAGGCCCAGAAAGACUUAGAGGCUUUACUUCUCACACUGAGGCUGUGACACUACGUGCUUUUUAACUCUUCAUGCUGUAAUAAAAUUGCAAAACUGAGAAUCUACAGUGACUGGGAGCUGUGGGUGAAUUCCAGCUAAGUGAAUGGGAAAACUGUCAUUGAUUUUGGUUGGCUUGGAUCAUGGCAUUUAAGAAUCUGGUGAUUAUGAUAUGAAAAUGAUGGAUUAAUUUUUUAUUAUUUAUAAUCUCAUACUGAAGUUUAAUUUUAGAUUGCUGACACUGUGAGUCUGAUUCUCUGAACAUGAAGUCCACUGCUGGCAAUGGACAUACUGGGGGUUAGAAAGCAAAAUGCAUAGAUCUCACUCUUUGUAAGAUUAAUUGACUAGUAUGUGAUGCCAGCAUAGAACUCUCUGUAGCAAAAACAAACAAAUGUUUCUAUAGUAAAUUAUAUUUGUAUCAACUAAUUUACGUAGAUGUGUACAGAAGAAAAUCACGAAUGCCUAUGUUUAUACAUUUUCCUCUACUAUUAUAAAAUUAGAAUCUUGUUGAAGUUAAAGCUGUUGCCUCUACAAAGCUCUUUUUGCUUUAAACCUACUGUUGGUUUUAAAUGAAAAUGUGAAAACUUUACAAAUUAAAUACUAGAAUUUUAUUUUAUUUGUAAUAUGAAGUACAAUAUUAAAAAUAAGACCAACUGAAA